AUGCACGUCUUUGUCGAUCGGAUUAUUUUGCUGGCCUCGGCUUCUGUGGUGGCAGGCCAUGGCUAUGUCUCCAGUAUCGAGGUGGAUGGCACCACAUACAGUGGCUACCUGGUCGACACCUACUACUACGAGUCGGACCCUCCCGAGCUGAUUGCCUGGUCCACCAAUGCCACCGAUGAUGGUUACGUCUCUCCCACCAACUAUGACAGCGCCAACAUUAUCUGCCACCGUGGCUCCGCUCCGGGUGCGCUUGCCGCCCCGGUUGCCCCUGGUGGAACGGUCAAACUGACCUGGAACACCUGGCCCGAUGACCACCACGGGCCGGUAAUCACCUACCUGGCUAACUGCAACGGCUCUUGCUCGGAUGUCGACAAGACAGCCCUGCAGUUCUUCAAGAUCGACGCUGGCGGCUUGAUCGACGACACCGACAUCCCUGGUACAUGGGCUACCGACGAGCUCAUCGAUAACAGCUACAGCCGCAACAUCACCAUUCCUACUGACAUCGCAGCUGGGAACUACGUUCUCCGUCACGAGAUUAUCGCGCUGCACGGUGCAGAGGACCUGGAUGGGGCCCAGAACUAUCCCCAGUGCAUCAACCUGAAUGUCACUGGCAGCGGUACGGCCACUCCCAGCGGAACCCUGGGUACUGCGCUGUACCAGGACACCGAUCCUGGCAUCUACAUCGACAUCUGGCAGACCAUCAGCAGUUACACCAUUCCCGGACCGACUCUCUAUACUGCGGGCAUGCCUCAACCACCGAGGCUACCAUCGUGACCUCUGCUGCCGUGUCUUCUGCCACUUCCCCGACCACCAUGGUCACAUCCACUCGUGCCCAGCCCACCAGCUUCAGCAGCACCGGUAGCACCAACACCCAGUCCGGCACUGGCCCAAUCGGCGGUCCAACCCAGCCCGGCAUGGUUGAAUCCAACGGAAACAUCGACGUCUCCAGUACUUUCGACUCGACUUCCACCACCACCAGCGCUACCUCCAGUUCCACUUCCACCACCUCCGGCGUCCUCAGCGGCUCCUGCAGCCAAGAAGACUACUGGUACUGCAACGGCGGCACGGCUUUCCAGCGCUGCGUCAACGGCGAAUGGGAUGCGUCGCAGAGAAUGGCAGCCGGUACGGAAUGCACGGCGGGGAUCUCCGAGACGCUGACGAUCUCGGCUGCAUCGAAGCGUCGGGAUCUUGGCCGGAUGCGUCGUCAGAUGUAAAGCAUUUCGCCGUGGAUGGCGAGGGG
This is a messenger RNA of Aspergillus ibericus CBS 121593, 1240 nucleotides long. Its product is annotated as lytic polysaccharide monooxygenase auxiliary activity family 9 protein. The coding region runs from base 1 to 774 and encodes 257 amino acids. Lineage: Eukaryota; Fungi; Ascomycota; Eurotiomycetes; Eurotiales; Aspergillaceae. The transcript is spliced from 3 exons. The record is from RefSeq and is a predicted model, not a curated record.